Penicillium diatomitis is the source of this 1677-nucleotide messenger RNA. RefSeq names its product putative serine peptidase, family S28. Gene Ontology annotation, molecular function: dipeptidyl-peptidase activity; serine-type exopeptidase activity. The transcript is spliced from 3 exons. Gene Ontology annotation, biological process: proteolysis. Bases 1 to 1677 code for a protein of 558 amino acids. Lineage: Eukaryota; Fungi; Ascomycota; Eurotiomycetes; Eurotiales; Aspergillaceae. The record is from RefSeq and is a predicted model, not a curated record.
AUGCGUUACAGCAACCUCGGCCGGAUGGCCAUCAUCCUGGCUGGAAUCACCGGCACGACAUUUGGCAUGGGAAUGACACAUCUUCGCCGAGAGCUCAGCUUGAGCGCGGAGCUUGGCAUUAGCCCUGAUACGAUGUUGAAGGAACGCAAGUCUGCACAGUCGCUAGUAAAAGAGCUGCCAACAGAUAACAUCACCAGUUUGACUGUUUCGAUCCCGAUUGAUCACGAGAACUCGUCAGUGGGCACCUAUGAAAACCGCUAUUGGGUCAAUGAUGAGUACUAUCGUGAGGGAGGGCCUGUCAUUCUGUACGAUGUAGGAGAGAUCAACGCAGAAACUACAGCAUUGAAGAACCUGGGCAACUCGAGUUCAGUCAUUGCAGAGAUGCUCGAGGAGUUCGGAGCAAUUGGUAUCGUCUGGGAGCAUAGAUACUAUGGAGAGUCAUUGCCUUUCAAUGUUAACAUUGACACUCCUCCUGAACACUACAAAUACCUCACCAAUAGACAAGCUUUGGCCGAUAUUCCGUACUUUGCGCAAAACUUCACUCUUCCGGGGCACCAGGAAGAUCUGACCCCAGAGUCAAAGCCAUGGGUCAUGAUGGGAGGCUCAUACGCCGGUAUGCGAGCCGCUUUCACCCGUGAUGCCUACCCAGAUACCAUCUAUGCAGCAUGGGCAUCUUCGGCGCCGGUUGAAGCCCGCGUUGAUAUGAGCAUGUACUUUGACCAGAUUUAUGACGGAAUGGUUGCAAAUGGGUACUUGAACUGUACUAAAGACAUCAAGGCUGCGCUGGCUUACAUAGACGAAGAGCUUUCCCGGAGCGAGGAAUCAGCUAUUGCCAUCAAGCAACUCUUCUUUGGCGCCGGCGCAGAGGAGAACAACAAUGGCGACUUCACUGCAGCCGUUGGUGGAAUUUUCGGAUACUUCCAGGCCUAUGGUCUUGGUGGUGGUGAAGGCAGCUUGGGUGCAUUUUGCGAUUAUCUCGAGACCGACGAUCACUCGAAGCGUACGGCCGACGCGGAAGGUGUCGCCUCCCGACGAGGCAAUCGUUACGUCGCCGAGCGAUAUGCCACUUGGCCCAUCUUUGUUGAUUUGAUCAAUUUUAAUUAUGGCACCAAUUGUCGCCAGACAGAUCUCAGCCAACCUCUCGAAUGUAAGCUCAAUCCAGCCACAACAGACCCAGAUACGAUCAGCUGGUUCUGGCAAUUCUGCACCGAGUUCGGCUACUUCCAAGUCAAUAAUGCCGGACCGCAUUCUCUACUGUCCAAAUACCAGAGCAUUGAUUAUCAACAAUACACAUGCAAUCGCCAGUUUCCCGAGGCUGUCAGAACCGGAUUACUGCCCAAGUCCCCCCAGGCUGAUCAAACCAACCGAGAGACUGGCGGAUGGACAAUUCGUCCGUCAAACGUGUAUUGGAGCGGUGGACAGUUUGACCCCUGGCGAACUCUCUCCCCACUCGCCACGGAGGAAAUUGCUCCCCAGGGUGUCAAAUUCACGACGGAAAUUCCCCAGUGCGGCGUGCAGACCGCCGAGAACACCUUGUUCGGAUAUAUCAUGGAAAACGCCGAGCACUGCUUCGACCUCAUGAGUGAUUUUCAGCCCGGAGAAGUUUCGCGUGGAUACUUUAAGGAAGCGCUGAAGUUGUGGCUGCCAUGUUUCAAACCUACUUCACACAGAAAGUAG